Molecule: messenger RNA, 3990 nt
Organism: Effrenium voratum
Lineage: Eukaryota; Dinophyceae; Suessiales; Symbiodiniaceae
Source: the annotation of a GenBank genome assembly
AUGGACGUCUACAAGGACAGCAUUUGCCCCGUGGGCGACCGCAUCGGCGAGUGGAGCCGGAACCGCUGCCAUCACCUGCCAGGAAGCUGUAUCCGCGUCUACCUCACGUGGAUCCCCCGGAAGGAGCCGUGCAAUGGAGAUAGUGCCGAGAAUCCCCAGAUUCUGUUCAACACGACAUGCUGGGGCAUUGGCAGGGCUUGCUACAACUCCAUGAAGAUGGGCUCCAUCCACAACCACCACAUGACAGCGGUGGAGUCUGGCUCGCAAGACUACUUCUCCGUGAAGUUUAUCCGCACUGCCGCUGCCGAACACGGCAACAAGUUUGAGACGGACUUCUUGAACAUCCCUCACAUCAAGGACAGUGUGUUCGUGGGUGUUUUGCCGGAGAACUUGGACAAAAAGUCCACGGCCAUGUCCCAGUCUAUCCUGUUGCCACAGAACGAGCAGUUCCUGGUCACGGACUCCAUGUGGGUGAACAUGGGCAAGUCGCCUGUCUUCAAAGGCUGCUCGAAGUGUUGGUCCUUUGUCAAGUGGCGCCAGGGAGCGAUCACUUACCGCUUCAAGGGCCUAGGCUUCACCAACGUCACCAAGAAAAUCAAGGUUUACAAGAAGGACAUCUUCUGGGACCUGGACGGAUCCCUGACGGGCACGGCGAACUCGUACACCAGCUGGGCAGACACGUUUAACCUGGGCCACUCGGGCUGCGUGUACACGCAGAUCCGCUACAACACCUCGGAGGAUGGAUCGGUGGGCGAGAGCACGUGGUACAGUGACACGGAUAUGAUCUCCGACGAGCCCUCCAUCUUCUCAAGCAGCCCCGAUCUCUACCAGCACGAAGUCCGGAACCACACCUUCAUGACCUGCACCACGCCCAUCCGGAAGCUGGGCAUCGCCUGGCCAGAGCCGCAGGAGGUCUUCCUUCGGCAGCUCACGGUCACGAACCUGGACACAGGGCUCUUCCAGCAGCACGAGUUCGAGAAGUUGGAGCUGGUGGGCUGGGGCUUCCCUGUGGUGGCGAACCAACGCCUGGCGGUGCGACCCAACUUCCUGGGCAUGGACGUCACAGAGGCAGGCAUCCAGUACGGCUUCAACGACCUGAUGCAAGCCAAAGAGAGCGAUGCGAUCAAGAACAAGCAAGUCGUGGAGCCGGAGUGGCUGCAGCUGCAGGUGGAUUUCUGGAUGGACUACGACCAUGUGAAGCUCACCAACCCCUACUCCUGGUGGGCAGGAACUCGCUAUGGCGAGGCAGCCGAGAUGCAGGCCUUGAACCUGGAGGAGAAGAAGCCUUACUUGAUGUCUCCGGAGCCGCUGGACUCGCCCUCCACCCUGCCCUCCAUGACCCACGGCAUGAAGGAUCAGAAGAGCUGGGCCAUGAACUUCCGCUUCCCCAUUCCAUCCGACGCAUCCUGGGAGACGAUUCCCUUGGGCGCCCACUUCGAGGCCAGGAAAUGCCCUGAUGAGGGCUGCAUCUUGGAUUUGCCGGACCGGAACCAGAACUGGUCGACCUACAUCCUGUGGAGCGAGAAAUUUGGUGCAGCCACUGGAGAAGCUAUUGAGAUUGAGUCAGCAGACUGGAUCAUGUUCGACAUGGACUCAGUGAGCUUGAAGAACCUCACCAUCAAGGGCAAGUUGUCUUUCGAUGACAGCAGUGACCGCACCUUGCGGGCAGGCAACAUCCUCGUGUGGGGUGUCCUGGAAAUCGGCACCGCGGAGCGGCCCUUCGGCCAGACCACGGGCGCCAAAGCCUACGUCCAGCUCUCGGGCAACGUCUUGGACACCGAGGAGUAUGUCUACAUCCAAGAGCAGUCCCUCUGGGGCAAGGUGAUCUCCGUGAUUGGCCAAGUGAACACUUAUGGCGCAACGGUGGCAAACACCUGGCUCCGGCUGGAAAGCAGCAUCGAAGCAGGCGAGAGUACCGCCUGCCUGCGCAACACCACUGGGCCCAUCGAUUGGCCCGCGGGCUCGGAGGUGGCCUUCUCCGUGACGGAGUUCGACAGCCCUUGGGGCAGAACCUUCACCCGGACGCUGUCGAGCAACGCGACCUAUGACGGCGCAAGCGCCUGCUAUAGGAUUGAGUGGACGGGGCAGCUCUAUGAGAAGCGCUUUGCAGAUGACAUCCAGGUGGAUGACGCUGGCAAGAAGGUGUCUCUCCGUGCUGUGGUAGCCCGAGUAGAUCGAACCGUCAACAUCCAGUCUGCUUCCAUCGACACCACCGGGGGAAGCGCUUACGGCGGUCACAUCGAGAUCUUCGACUUGACGCUGGAUGACAUCGUGCAAAGCAAAUGGGUUGGCACGGUGGACAUGAAGUACACCCGGUUCCAAAAUCUGGGCAAGGGCGCCUUGUCUGCUGCUGUGAAGGUGACCUACAGCUCCAACUUCGAGCCGCCACCAGUGCUCAUCUUCGAUGGUUGCUCUUGGACGAGCUCUGUGGAGUACGCCCUGCACUUGGAGUCCUCCAACGUGCCAGUGCUGAUCACCAACAACGUCAUGGUGCAUUCCUUGAACGGCGGCAUCUUCCUGCAAGAUGGCAGCGCUGUGACAAUGAAGGACAACGCCAUCCUCGGUGUGAAGAUGGCAGACACUGCGCCAAGGGCGAUCGCGGAGGAUGACUCGCAAGUCAUUGUCAUCCAGUAUGCUGGCAUCCGCUGUGACACCAUGCCCGCGCGCAUGAUCGGGAACUUGGUGUCGGGCUCCGAAGAUAUGGGCUUUAUGCAUCCAGCCGAGACGUGCCCUCCCCGAGCGAUCUUCAACAAUGAGGCGGUGGGGGUUGUCACAGGAGUGUUCCUCCACACCCAGAAGGCGGCGAGUUGUCAGACCAUCAACCUCUACACCAUCUGGAAAGCCGCACACGUGGCGCUCUAUCUCUCGGAUGUGAUCCCCUCUCAGACCAUGCUCUCCAACAUCGUAAUUGCAGACUCGCACAUUGGCAUCAUCCCCUACAUGAGCGUGGGAUCAGCCUUCAGGAGAUUGUUCCUCCGCAACACCACCUUCAUCGGCACCUCUCCUGCCGGCACGUCCUGUACUUCGUCCAACUUCUGCCGGACGCAGACCAUCACCGAUCCAUACGCCGACACCUGCGGCUCCAUGUUCGUGGGCGCAGAGCUGCGGCGUGUGGGGUUUGUGACCCCCAUCCAGACCAAGAACAAGAAGUCCUGCUGGACGACCAAGCCGGCAUACGAGUGCCGGCUGAUGUCCCCUGCGCAGCCGAGCAACAAUCCCUGCCAUCAGCCCUGGGAGAAGGACAUCCACAUGCAGAAGGGCCUCGGCUGGACCUUCUUCGAGGACACCACCUUUGCGUAUUGGAAGAGCUCGGACUGCGACCGAUCGGAUCGCGCCAUCGCUCCGAACAUGUGGGGCGCAGAGGUGAACUUCCCGGCAAGCUUCACCAGGACCACCUGGUAUGAGUCCGACCUGGAUGCUCGUUUCGAGCUGAGCACUGACCGUCUGGAUGCUUCCUACAACAUGCGCGCGAGCCCCUGCCGCAGCAGCGGCGGAGGCUGCAUGGGUUUGGAUCAGCUGCUGCUGCAGGAUACGGAUGGCACCCUCACAGGCACGGGCGCAUCGCCCAUGGCCACGGUAUUGCCUUUGACACCAAGAACGGACAUUGUGUGGGCGCCCUUCUGCGAAACCACCCUGCAGGGCACGGAGGUGGGGGCGCAGGUUUGUGCCAACACCACCGUCGACCUGCUGGAAAUGGUGAACUUGGACCGUGGGGCAAAGGACAUCAAGUUCGGGCCGCUGGUGUUGACCCCGGACACGGAGGAGAACAACGGGUUCCAAGCUGGGGUGUUGAGCAGAGCGUGGGGCCCUUCUAUGCCUCCUGCCCAUGCGGUUGGGAUUUCUCCUUCUAUCACAUCCUCAUCAAGCCAGACACAACCUACUAUACGGAAGUCAUGUCCUUGCCGGAGAAUUUCAGGCUUCGCUACUGGUCCCCCAGGCCAGACGACUCCAUCCUGCUGGAGAUCUUCUACCCGGACUCCCGGGGCGUGA